GCAAACACUAAUAAACAUUGUUUUGAAAGUUUUUUGAGACAUUUUCACCAAAACUAUAGCUUUUUUGUCAAUCAAUUGUUACUUAAUUUGAAUUAAUUAUACAUUUAAUGAUUGCAUAAAAGUAUUGAAGUACUGAUCGUCCAGAAGAUGUCCCGAGACUUCACGGCAAUAGAUGUGCAGAAAAUACGGGUCGAAAAGUUGAUGAAAAACCCGGACAAACCCAUUGAUAUCCCGAUGAGAAGAGAGGACAAGAAGUUCGCCGAACCGCCAGAUUUUGUCCGAAAUAUAAUGGGGUCGAGUGCGGGCGCCGGGAGUGGAGAGUUCCACGUGUAUAGACAUCUUCGGCGCAAAGAGUACGCCAGACUCCGACACAUUGACACUCAGGCCAAACAGGAAAAAUUGGACGAAGACUUUAAGCAACGAAUCGAUGAUAACAAACGACUCGCCGAAGAAAAGACGGCCAAAAAGAGAGCAAAACGACAGAAACGGAAGCAGAAGUUGAGGUCAAAGAAAUCGAAAACAGAGAAAUCGGAAGAAAGCAAAAACAGUGAUAUCGAUGAAAGCGAUGAACAGGAAGAAGAAGAGGCUGUUGUUGGCAACUGAUUUGUUUUGUGAUAAUUUUACCAUCAAUUAUUUCAUUUCAAUAAAAUUCAUUCAUAAUUGAAAAGACAUUACUAAA
This is a messenger RNA of Medioppia subpectinata, 679 nucleotides long. The record is from the annotation of a GenBank genome assembly. Lineage: Eukaryota; Metazoa; Arthropoda; Arachnida; Sarcoptiformes; Oppiidae.